CGUCGCUUUGCACGGUGCAACGCAAUCAAGCUUUUAACCAACAACCGUCAGCAGCUUGGGAUGGUCGACUCCGAUUCCUGUGACUAUUCGCUCAAGGUAAUCCUUUGUGGAGACGUCGGUGUCGGCAAAACGACGUUACUGUUCAAAUACGUCACCGGCCGAUACAAUUGCAUGCUAAAGGCCAGUGACGACAUGGGCGUUAGGAACAAAGUCAUCAAGAAAGAUGGCCACAACAUUCGCCUCCUCAUAUGGGAUACGGCAGGACAAGAGCGCUUCCGUAGCAUGACCAACUCCUAUUACCGUAAUACCCACGGUUGCUUGCUCUUGUUUGACGUCACCAAGAGCUCAUCUCUCGACUCAGUCCUCCGAUGGUACCACGAACUCAAGGAGUUUUGUACAACUAUGCCUAAGAUAAUACUUGUGGGGACAAAGUGCCACUUGCCUCGGGAAGUUAGUCCGGGAAGAGCCGAAAAGCUGGCCGAACACUUGAACGUACCAUAUAUGGAGGUCAGUCCCGAACUGGACGUCAACGUCACGUCUGUGUUCGAGAGUCUCGUGGAACUCGUGACCAAAGACUUAGACGAGCAGAGACGGAAUCUCUUGAUGUUACACAAGUCAUUAAUGUCACAGUCUCCGGAGAAGAAAGUGUUGUCGUGUGGAUGCUGACAAAGUGUUUUAGAACUUUUAAAUAAUUUAAUUUAUUUGUUUUUACAUUGCUUUUUUAUUUAGCUGGCGGAUGUACGCCUUCUGUUUUAAAUGAUCUGAGAUGGCAAACCGUGAGACAUUAGACCUUCUAAUUCAAGAAUGUCGCUCAAAUCCUGUUUUGUCAAUGUAGACAGAGAAACCGGUCAUAGGCAAUGUGAUGGCAAUGUGGAAAUAUGAUGGUUUCGCUUGAUAGGCAGAAUUGCUGACAUGUUUCAUUUGUCAUUUUCUGAGCAAACUAUUGAUGCCGACGGUAGUGCGUAAUCAUGAAAAGA
Liolophura sinensis is the source of this 977-nucleotide messenger RNA. RefSeq names its product ras-related protein Rab-8A-like. Bases 61 to 666 code for a protein of 201 amino acids. Lineage: Eukaryota; Metazoa; Mollusca; Polyplacophora; Chitonida; Chitonidae. Gene Ontology annotation, molecular function: GTPase activity; GTP binding. The record is from RefSeq and is a predicted model, not a curated record. The transcript has 3 exons.